UACACCUCGCCCUUUUCCAUUGGGAACAGCGCCUUCCUGAUCCUCCCUCUGGCGACUUCGUGAGCUACGCUGCUCGGUCGCUACGAAUUUCACUCCUUUCAUCCUCUCCCAUUGUCGAUUUUGCAUGGCUUGGCAGUCUCCCUCGGCCAUGGCUGGGGGCGGAGGGUACGUCGGCCCCGGGGGUGAUGGGUCUUCUAACGGCGGGCAUCCCCAGGGGACGGAGUACACCCUGCAAGGUGUGAUGCGCUUUCUGCAGACGGAGUGGCACCGGCACGAGCGUGACCGCAAUGCCUGGGAGAUCGAACGCGCGGAGAUGAAGUCUCGCAUCGGAAAGCUGGAGGGUGAUGUUCGUACGAGUAAACGUUUACAUGAAUCAUUGGGGAAGCACGUCCGGUUGCUCGAGGCCGCCUUGAAGAAGGAGCGCGAGAAGGUCAAGAAGCUCAGCAACAAUGAGAAGGUUGAGGACACUAGGGAUCCGAAAGAGAUUGCCAAGGAAAGCAUCAACUCUCUGAAAGCCCAACGCCCCAAGCCUCAUACAGGACCCAGCGAAGCCGACGUGAAUCUUGAGAACGAACACGAAUAUCGCCAAGAGAAUGAGCGGGAGAAGUCGCGGUUGUACCUUUCGAAGUGCUCUCAGGAAGUUGCCUAUCAUGUCAUUCCUUCGUCACACCCUCCUCCGGAACUCGGCGAGCAGGAUCUCCCAAAUCACAUCUACGGCAACCAACAGCUGUCUCAGCAGAGCCUGGAGGAGGCAUAUCUCCAGCAGCAACGCCAGAAACAGCACCAGCAGCAGCAAGUACAAGCGAACGAUAUUAUGGCGCGAGAGGUGGCGCUUCAGAACCACCAACCCGUCAUCACACACUACGCAGAUAACGCGGCCAUGUCUCGCGCACAGAAUCAAUUUGGUUUCCCACCUGCGACCAGGGAAGCGAUGGAGAGACGACCCCUCGAGCCCCAAGAAACCCCGCUUACCGCGAUUGAUAAUAGAAAGCAGUCUCUCGGCAACUCGUUGAUGGAUGAGCGGGCCGGUCAGGGGGACCAGGCAUAUGAUGGAUAUGGCUCACAAUCGGCGGCUAAGGAUGCCAAGCAACAGCGAAUGGAAGAGCAAGGUGAUGAUGCAGAUGGCUGGAACUUCGACGAGCCGGCCGAACCAGCACCGCAGGCGGAACAGGUACCACCGCACCGGCCUGAUGUGGAUGCUUUCCCGAAUGCAAACUUUGUCAGUUCCAAGUCUCCGCAGCGGUCUGGAUCUCUCUCGCAUCGGCGGAAAAGUUCCGGUGCCAGAAGGAAGAGUGAUGGUGCCGUUGACCUUGCAGCGGGCCCCAAGCCAGAUCCGACCUUCAAAGUUCGGUUCGCCCUCCGCGGCCAUUUGGAUGUCGUCCGUUCGGUGAUUUUCACGGGCGGCGGAAGCCCUUCGGAGCCGGAAAUUUGUACAUGCAGUGAUGAUGGAACGAUCAAACGAUGGAUUAUACCCGCCACUUAUGGCACCUUUGGCGCAAGCUCGAGUGACCUGGACAUUACCAGCUAUUUCACUCACCGUGGACAUGUUGGGGCUGUGACUGCGCUGGCAGCAUGCUCUCCGCAGAACUUUUCCAAUGGAGGUCGUGCGCUAGGAGACGGCUGGGUUUUCUCAGGUGGACAAGAUACCAGCGUCCGAGUGUGGGAACGUGGACGUGUUGACCCGAAGGCGACUCUUGAUGGCCACACGGACGCCGUCUGGGGUCUGUGUGUUCUACCUGGAACCGCAGGCUCUGUGUUAGGCGAGUCCAGCAGCCAUUACGGUGGCCCCGAUCGUAUCCUACUCGCAUCCGGUGGUGCGGACGGCCGUAUCAUCAUAUGGGCUGUUAGUGCGCCCCCGCAGCUUUCUUCCCCUCAAGCAGGGUCUCGACGCGCUGGUGGUAGCCGGAGAGCCAACUCGAUCUCUUCCGGCUCCAACUUCCCCUCGUCACCGCAGCCCAGCACGGCGACUACCACACCAUUCCACUACAGUAUGGUUCGUCAGAUUGUUCGGACCGAGUCUCCCUCCCCAACGUGCAUUAGCCCGUUGUCGCUUGCAGGUAUCAACUUUGUUGUGUCCUACACCGACGCCUCCAUCCUUGUGUAUGAUACAAGGACUGGCGAGGAAAUUGUGGGCAUGGCGAGUCUGGAGACAUACGAUGGUACGCCUUCGACGGGCGUUAACUCCGUGGUCGCCACUACAGUCGGAUUUGAUGGUUCGGCAGGACUUGACCCCAGUCGGACAAUGGGCGAAGAAGAAGUCGUCCAUGGUGCGACUGGCUCCAGUGGUGUCGAAGGCGUAAUCAUUAGUGGAUACGAAGACCGCUACAUUCGCUUCUUCGAUGCUAACAGCGGCCAAUGCACAUAUACGAUGUUGGCCCAUCCAUCGGCGAUUGCCUCGCUUUCGCUAUCCCCAGAUGGACGUGAGCUAGUCUCUGCGGGUCAUGACGCCAGCUUGCGGUUCUGGAACCUCGAGAAGCGGAGUUGCACUCAAGAAAUCACGAGUCACCGGUUGAUGCGUGGUGAAGGAGUGUGUGCCGCUGUCUGGAGCCGCGAUGGCCGCUGGGUCGUCAGUGGAGGUGGUGACGGCGUUGUCAAGGUGUUCUCGAGAUAGCGAGACCCCUUUGCUGAUGUAUGUUUCUUUCUUUCGACAGCUGAUUCUUCCUUUUCCUACGGCAUGUUCUUCGCACGCAUGAGAUGGAUGAGCGCUUGGCCGAUUCUCGAGCAUUUGCAACGGUGUCAAUCUACCUGGCAUAUGUUCCUUUCUACUCCUGUGGUUAUAGUUUCUUUACUCUUCUACCCUUUU
Aspergillus neoniger CBS 115656 is the source of this 2803-nucleotide messenger RNA. Its product is annotated as cell differentiation and development protein Fsr1. The transcript has 4 exons. Bases 125 to 2611 code for a protein of 828 amino acids. Gene Ontology annotation, molecular function: protein binding. NCBI's taxonomy places the organism in Eukaryota, Fungi, Ascomycota, Eurotiomycetes, Eurotiales, Aspergillaceae. The record is from RefSeq and is a predicted model, not a curated record.